UCCCACGGCAGGGAAGGCACAGAUUUGGGAUGCCGUGGGAUCCCGGGGGCAGCGUGAAGGGAUGGGGGUGUCCUGGUCGGGCAGGCUGGCCACGAGGCCAGCAGGGCCCCGCCAAGCCAGCCUAACUGAAGGGACCAGAUGCCGGGGGGAGCUGCGGCACCUCGGGGCUCGCACAAAGCCCUUGCGCGGGUCCGGCCCCUCCGGCCGCUGCAAUCCCCGUGCGCAGAGCGCACACAAUCAGACGGACAAGUUUUGAUGUGAGGCAGCAGCUUAGGGUGGGCUCAGGUUUCCUUUGGGUUUUCUAUAUUUAUCUCCGUGAUUUAAUGCCAGCGCCGGGGUUUAAAUGGCACCGAGCAGUUGGCGCGGGGAGAGGCAGCAGCCGUCCCCGAGCCGCGCACACGUCCCGAGCCGCCCAUGGAGCUCUUCGAGACCAACCCGUUCUUCUUCCCGGAGCAGAGGUUUUACGAUGGGGAAAGCUUCCUGGGCUCCCGCCUGCCGGGCUACGAGCCCGCGGCGUUCCCCGAGCGCGCCGAGGGCGCCCUGUGCGCCCCGGGCAGGGGCGCUCCCGAGGACGGGGAGGCGCUGGCCGAGCGCUGUCCCGGGCAGUGCCUGCCCUGGGCCUGCAAGGCGUGCAAGAGGAAAUCCGUGUCCGUGGACCGGCGGCGCGCGGCCACGCUGCGGGAGAAGCGGCGCCUCAAGAAGGUGAACGAGGCGUUCGAGGCUCUGAAGCGCAGCACGCUGCUGAACCCCAACCAGCGGCUGCCCAAGGUGGAGAUCCUGCGCAGCGCCAUCCAGUACAUCGAGCGGCUCCAGAGCCUGCUCAGCUCGCUCAACCAGCAGGAGCGGGAGCAGCGGGACCUGCGCUUCCACCCCCAGCCCGCCGCAGCCAGCGAGUGCGGGUCCGGCAGCUCCUCCUGCAGCCCCGAGUGGAGCAGCCAGCUGGAGUUCGGCACCAACCCUGCAGAUCACCUCCUGGCUGAGGAGGCAGCCGAGGAGCGCGACCUGCACUCGCUGUCGUCCAUCGUGGAGAGCAUCGCCGUAGAGGACGUGGCUGUGACAUUCCCGGAGGAGCGGGGCCAAAACUGAGCGGGCACAAACCCCGGCGGGCUCCUUGAGCGGGAAACGGGGUGGGAAUGAGGUGCCAGAGGGGUCCAGCCACUGGAAAUCCCAGCCACCCCUCCAGUGCCAUGGGGUCCUUUCCCAAUCCUUGUGGAGCGCUCCUGCUGGGCUGGAAGAACAGGCAGAGGUGGGAUGGGGCAGUGCCAGAGCGGCUGCAGGUCCUGGAGGGGCUUCCUGGGGCCAGGCCCUGCUCCAGGUCCUUCUCCAUGUCCUGCUCCAGGCCCUGCUCCAUGUCCUGCUCCAGGCCCUGCCCCAGGCCUUGCUCCAUGUCCUGCUCCAUGUCCUGCUCCAGGCCCUGCUCCAGGCCCUGCUCCAGGCCUGCUCCAUGUCCUGCUCCAUGUCCUGCUCCAGGCCCUGCUCCAGGCCCUGCUCCAGGCCAUGCUCCAUGUCCUUCUCCAGGCCUGCUCCAGGCCCUGCCCCAGGCCUUGCUCCAGGCCUUGCUCCAGGCCCUGCUCCAUGUCCUGCUCCAGGCCCUGCCCCAGGCCUUGCUCCAGGCCUUGCUCCAGGCCCUGCUCCAUGUCCUGCUCCAUGCCUGCUCCAGACCCUGCUCCAGGCCCUGCUCCAGGCCCUGCUCCAUGUCCUGCUCCAGGCCCUGCUCCAGGCCCUGCUCCAGGCCGUGCUCCAGGCCUGCUCCAGGCCCUGCUCCAGGCCCUGCUCCAUAUCCUGCUCCAGGCCGUGCUCCAGGCCGUGCUCCAGGCCCUGCCCAGGCUGCUGCCCCCUGCCUGGCCGGGGCCGGGUGCCUUUGGGGCCAUGUGUGUCCUGCCUUCGCUUUGCUGAGUUUUCCAGACGCUCCUUGACCAAGGUCUCUCUCCGGCCGGUGUCCGGUGCUGCUGACCCAGAGCCCACCUGUCUUUUCUACUGAAUGCUGUGUGCAGUUGCCAUUUAGGGUUUUUUUAAUUAUUAUUUUUGCUAACUUAUUUGGAUUCUUUUUUAAAUAAAGGCAUUCUUGUUUGG
Oenanthe melanoleuca is the source of this 2073-nucleotide messenger RNA. RefSeq names its product myogenin (gene MYOG). Lineage: Eukaryota; Metazoa; Chordata; Aves; Passeriformes; Muscicapidae. Gene Ontology annotation, molecular function: DNA-binding transcription factor activity, RNA polymerase II-specific; RNA polymerase II cis-regulatory region sequence-specific DNA binding; protein dimerization activity. The record is from RefSeq and is a predicted model, not a curated record. Gene Ontology annotation, biological process: positive regulation of transcription by RNA polymerase II; muscle organ development; positive regulation of myoblast differentiation. The transcript is spliced from 3 exons. The coding region runs from base 415 to 1086 and encodes 223 amino acids.